AUGGAAAGUAAUUUUAUGGGAGGAUCAUCAGACGAUCUUCAAACUCCUUUCGAGAAGCAUCAACAAAAUCUGAAAAGCGAAUCAGACAUGUACCGACACUUUGAACGCUACAAUUUGGAAUUGGUCAUCAAAGACAUCAAUGUCGAUUUUGUAGAUGAAGAAGAAAUUAAAUCGGAGCAAGCCUCCAUGAUUGUUUUCACUGCGGGUGUGAGUGUCAUUGCAAAACUCGUCUAUGAUUCGUACAAUUCGCACGAACAACUCGGAUAUGGAACUGCCAAGAGUGAUUCAAGAGGAAAAGCAAUUCUAGAGGCGAAACGGAAAGCCAUCGAGGAUGCCUCCAUCCGAUGCUCGAAAAUGUUUGGCGAUAUCCAUAGUGGACAUACUCAAUCGAAAAAACAGCAACAACUUCAGAAACAACAAUCAUCGACUGUGAACAAGCAAAGGUAA
Messenger RNA from Naegleria fowleri, 447 nucleotides. RefSeq lists its product as uncharacterized. NCBI's taxonomy places the organism in Eukaryota, Heterolobosea, Eutetramitea, Acrasida, Naegleriidae. Bases 1 to 447 code for a protein of 148 amino acids. The transcript has 2 exons. The record is from RefSeq and is a predicted model, not a curated record.